AUGGAACAUCUACUGCUGCUAGCUCUCCUCCUUAGCUCUAGUUAUGGGAUAGCUCUGGAGAGCAUCAAGGGCCCACUGGAAAGCAAGGCAUUAUUCGUCCCUGAAGCUACAGCAGUUCCCUAUGCCAUCCACCAGUUUGUGUCGGCAGUAAAGCAUGUGACUGCAUACAGAGUAAGUGGAGACCUGGAGGGAAUCAGCAUGUCUGAGGACGGCUGGCUUUACCUCACAAAAUCACUGGCCUGGUCGAACAAGGGAGCAUACUCACUGCAGGUGACCACAGCAGCAGAUGUCCUAACCUCACUAAAUGAACUGAAUGUGUAUUUGGCGACUGAUGAUGAUGUGACAGUAGAUGGACCAUAUGAUGUAGCCCUGACAGUUGUCGACAUAAAUAACAAUUUACCCACCUUUGAUCAAGAUCUGUAUGGAGGGCAAGUGAUUGAGCACUCAACUGCAGGCAAGCCAUUUGUGCGCGUGGUUGCAUCUGAUACUGAUGACCCCAAUACUGCCAACGCUGCCCUGAGGUACAGCAUUGUCAAACAGAUUCCAAUCACACAAACAGCCUGGUUCCAGAUCGAUCCGGAGACAGGGGAGAUCUCCACCACUGAGGAUGGUGCCAAGCUCCUUAAAGCACGUGCAGGGUUCAGGUACAGUCGGGGUGAAGAGCGUGGCAGCCGUGAAGUACUGGAGAAGAAUUUUAAAGACUUCUGUUUGCCAACUCAUGAUAUUCCAUAUGAGGACAAUCCUCUCUUCGCUUGCAUGCUUAGAAGUGAGUCUCGGCAGGUGGACGCUAUAACUGACCCCGACUACACCUUGAUAGUGAAAGCAGAGGAUAUGGGAGGAGCAUUGAACGCUCUGUGGAGCAGCACACGGGUUGAUGUAGUCGUCCGUCAAAACCUGUGGAAAAAGCCUGAACCAAUCGCUCUCAAAGAGAAUCUGAAAUACCCCAUGCCAAUUGCUACGGUGACGUCUAAUGACCCUGAUGCAAUUUACAGUUUGGUUCAGAAGGAAAGAUUCAACUUUCCUUUCAGUAUCAACGCUGAAGGAGAGAUCUUUGUUACAAGGGAAUUGGACCGCGAGAAUGAAGCCAAGUAUACGUUAGUGGUGUUUGCAAAGGAUGACCAGGGUGUGGACAUUGAAAAGCCCAUGGAGAUUCUCGUGACCGUGACAGAUGAGAAUGACAAUGCUCCAGAGUGUGGCAAAACUCUCUUUGAAGUGCAAGAGGACGAGAGCACGGGAAGUUUAGUGGGUCAUUUGGAGGCCUCUGAUGCUGAUGACGAGAACACACCAAAUGCCCUGCUGACCUACAAGCUGCUGAGUCAGAGCCCCGCCACAGAGAGCAUGUUUUCUCUCACCGACUUCACUGGUGAAGUUAAAGUGAUCAAGGGUGGAUUCCAGCGGUCAAUCCCUGAGUACACCCUCACAUACUCAGUUAGUGAUGGAGGAGUACCAGCCAAGGCUGUAGAGUGCCAGAUCACUGUAAAGGUCAUCGACAUCAAUAAUGAGCUCCCCUUGUUUGAGAAAAAUAAUUAUGGAAAUCGUAGUGUGGCAGAGAACGCCGGACUUGGCACUGAGCUGCUGACUGUCAAGGCAAACGAUGCUGAUGACCCUGGAACAGGGAGCUCCAAGGUGGAGUACUCUAUUGCAGACGGUGAUCCUGAUGGAGUCUUCACCAUUAAAGUGGAUGAAGCAACAGGACAGGGAAAGCUCACCAUUGCCAAGCCUCUGGACUUUGAAAAGCACUCCACCUACACGCUCCAGAUUCAUGCUCGAAACCCUGAGCCCCUGGUCAAAGGGCUGGAGUACGAUGAGAGGUCCACAGCGGUGGUCAGAGUGGAUGUCGACAAUGUGGAUGAGGCGCCUGUGUUUGAGCUGGACUUGCUGGCUGUGAAUGUCCUAGAGAACCUGACUGUGGGAGCCACGGUGCUGAACAUCAAGGCCCAAGACCCAGAGGGAAAGGAGAUCAUGUUCAAUCUAGAGGGAGAUGAGAGAGGCUGGUUUGAGAUUGACUCAGCGUCAGGGGAACUGAAGACCAAGGCAGCUCUAGACUAUGAGGAGGUUCAGGAUCUCACUGUGAUGGUCAUUGCCUAUGAAAAGGAUGCUCCAGACAUGCAGACCAAGAAGGAAGUGGCCAUCCAUCUGAUGAACGUAAACGAUAACGUGUCCAAACUGGUGGUGAACCAGUCCUUCAUUUGCGUUAAGGACCUUGAGACGCCGCUCGUCAUUGAGGCGGAGGAUAAAGAUGCUGAGCCCUUCGGCGGCCCCUUCACGUUGAGCCUCGUCGAGAGCACGAACUCAACCAUCUGGGAGUUCUCACAAGUGAACGGUACCUUUGCCCACCUGACCCUAAAGAAGAUCCCUCCUGCUGAACAGACAUUUAAUGUGCCUAUAAAUAUCAAAGAUAUGUCUGGAAUGGAAGUUACACACACAUUUAACGUGACUGUGUGCAACUGUACCGAGUUUGGGUCAUGUGUCGUUGAGCUUUCUGGGGGACUUUGUAUGGAGGAGACUAUUGGACUUGUGGGAGGAUUCCUUGCAUUCAUUGGCAUCAAUGUGCUUGUUAUCGUCGUAAGAAAAUCUAAGAAGAAGAGCAAAAAGCCAAAUGCAGGCGAGGACGAAGUCAUGAUGAAGACAUAGACACACACACACACACACACACACACACACACACACACACACACACGCUCACCACACACACCACGUAUACACAAAGAGAGUGUGAGAGAGAGGGGGAGAGUUAUUCCUGAUUUAUAUCAUGUUAUUCCAGAUUUAUUUAAUUAAAGAAAACUCAGGAAUAGAAUGGUCAAGCGUAACUGGCUAUUGUGUAGUUCACUGUAGAAAGAAACUCCCUAUACUUUUGCUCUCUACCAGCCCACACUGUCACAUCUUUUUUUUUUUUUAAAGCCAAUCCAUGAAUAUACAGAUCCUGUAAGAAAACCAUUCCAUGUGUAUACAGAUCAUGUAAAAAAAGAUCAUUUUUAAAGCCAAUCCAUAUGUUGCCAAUCCAUGUCAAAUAAAUGUUUGCAGAUCCGCUGUAAGUGUGUGUGGGUGAGAGAGAGAGUGGAACCAAAGAUCCUUGAUUACUAAUGUAGCCUACUCUGAAGACCAGACAAAUGAAUUGCACACAGUGACAAUAGACGUGUGUGCCCAUAAUAACAGUCUCCUUGCCUGGAGACUGAGGUGCAGAGUGUGCGUGCUGCCCUUGUUUCUGAUAUAUGCCAACAUUGUUGUGUUGUGAUUAAAACAUGGCAGCCAGACAGGUUGUGACAGAUGUGUAAAUUGUAGAAAUAAAUAAUCCACAUGACAAUGU
Messenger RNA from Sardina pilchardus (European sardine), 3307 nucleotides. Its product is annotated as cadherin-17-like. NCBI's taxonomy places the organism in Eukaryota, Metazoa, Chordata, Actinopteri, Clupeiformes, Clupeidae. The record is from RefSeq and is a predicted model, not a curated record. The transcript has 18 exons. Gene Ontology annotation, biological process: cell-cell adhesion mediated by cadherin; multicellular organism development; adherens junction organization. Gene Ontology annotation, cellular component: plasma membrane; catenin complex; adherens junction. Gene Ontology annotation, molecular function: calcium ion binding; cadherin binding. The coding region runs from base 1 to 2634 and encodes 877 amino acids.